This is a messenger RNA of Equus quagga, 1896 nucleotides long. It is a transcript of the gene ABI3, whose product is annotated as ABI family member 3. Gene Ontology annotation, cellular component: lamellipodium. The record is from RefSeq and is a predicted model, not a curated record. Bases 283 to 1386 code for a protein of 367 amino acids. NCBI's taxonomy places the organism in Eukaryota, Metazoa, Chordata, Mammalia, Perissodactyla, Equidae. Gene Ontology annotation, molecular function: SH3 domain binding. Gene Ontology annotation, biological process: regulation of cell migration. The transcript has 8 exons.
ACCCUGGUUUCCUCUGCUGGGAGGGGUUGGGGGGCUGGCCCCCAAAGGGGCCCUGGCUUCCCCCUCCUCUGGGCAGGGCACAGAGAGGCACAGGCUCAGGGAGCAGGGACUGACUUCCUCUUGUCCCAGAACGAGCAUGCCUGCCCUUUGCAAGGGGGUUUGGGUCUGUCACGUAGAGGAAACCAAAAGCGGCAAGAGGGAGGGAAGGCAGAGCGACCAAUCAAGGGCAGGGUGAGGCGCGAAACCAGCGGGCUCCCCGGGGAGCUGGGCAGAGGCCGGGCCAUGGCGGAGCUGCAGCAGCUGCAAGAGUUUGAGAUCCCCACAGGCCGGGAGGCCCUGCGGGGCAACCACAGCGCCCUGCUGCGAGUUGCGGACUACUGUGAGAACAACUACUUGCAGGCCACAGACAAGCGGAAGGCACUGGAGGAGACGAUGGCCUUUACCACCCAGGCCCUGGCAAGCGUGGCCUACCAGGUGGGCAACCUGGCCGGGCACACACUGCGCAUGUUGGACCUGCAGGCGGCCUGCCUGCGGCAGGUGGAAGCCCGCGUGAGCACCCUGGGCCAGAUGGUGAACAUGCAUAUGGAGAAGGUGGCCCGAAGGGAGAUCGGCACCUUAGCCGCUGUCCAGAGGCUGCCCCCCGGCCAGAAAGUCAUCCCCCCUGAGAGCCUACCUCCCCUCACGCCCUACUACAGGAGACCCCUCAACUUCGGCUGCCUGGACGACAUUGGCCAUGGGAUCAAGGAUCUGAGCACGCAGCUGUCGCGGACUGGGACCCUGUCUCGAAAGAGCAUCAAGGCGCCUGCCACACCCGCCUCUGCCACCCUGGGGAGACCGCCGCGGGUUCCGGAGCCCGUGCAGCUCCCGGUGUUGCCCGAUGGCAAACUCUCAGCCGCCUCAUCUGCUUCUUCUCUGGCUUCGGCCGGCAGCGCCGAAGGUGUCGGUGGGGUCUCCACGACCAAGGGGCAGGCAGCACCCCCACCCCCACCUCUCCCCAGCUCCACGGCCCCACCUCCUCCACCAGCUGCCUCUGACAUCUUCCUGCUGCCCCCUCCGCUGGAGGAACUGCCCCUGCCCCCGCCAGCCCCAGAGCUGCCCCUGCCCCUGGAUCUGCCCCCUCCUCCACCUCUGGAUGUAGAUGAGUUGGGGCUGCUGCCUCCACCCCCACCAGGCUUUGAACGGGAAGAGCCCAGCUGGGUCCCUGCUACAUACUUGGAGAAAGUGGUGACACUGUACCCAUACACCCGCCAGAAGGACAACGAGCUCUCCUUCUCUGAGGGAACCAUCAUCUGCGUCACCCGCCGCUACUCCGAUGGCUGGUGUGAGGGUGUCAGCUCAGAGGGGACUGGAUUCUUCCCGGGGAACUAUGUGGAGCCCAGCUGCUGACAGCCUGGGGCUCUCUGGGCUGCUAACCCAGGUUCUGCCCUGAGCAGCCUCUGGAGCCCCAGGCCAAAGCCAGCUCCAAGAUCAAGGCUGGACUAGGUCUGCCUGCCUCUUGGGCUGUGAGCUGUGUCCGCUCCUUCCCCCUACUGCGGUGGGAAGGGGUCCUGGGGAGAGAGAGGAGGUACCCAGAGGCCUGCUCCAGACAGGAAAGAACUGAAAGCCAAGGAGUUUGGUGACCUUGUCCACAGAGGACCCCCUACUCUGUGCAGGGCGGGGUCUCCAGCUGCAAGUGCCAGCUUUGAAUAAAACUCUGACCCUCUUGAUAAUUGCCCUGCAGGGCUAGGGGGCAGAGAGGAGGGAUUGAAAGGCAUCCCAGUUCUAAGGCUCCUGCUAAUUACGGAGCCACCCUCUGCCUGCCGCUAGCAGCAGUGUCUCUCCCAUCUCUUCGGUCCUCAUUAAGUGCCCUCUGCACUAGACCUCUGAUGCCCCUCAGCAAUGACUGACUGCACCUUG